Molecule: messenger RNA, 4096 nt
Organism: Micropterus salmoides (largemouth bass)
Lineage: Eukaryota; Metazoa; Chordata; Actinopteri; Centrarchiformes; Centrarchidae
Gene: dym
Product: dymeclin
Exons: 17
Coding region: 305-2314 (669 amino acids)
Biological process (GO): Golgi organization
Cellular component (GO): Golgi apparatus
Source: RefSeq, a predicted model, not a curated record
UCUGUCGUCACUACGCAAGGGAUAGCGACGUGGAAAACAUGGAGGAAAGCACUAUGUAGAGUAAACUUAAUUGUCUCAAAUUCCACACAAUUUCAAGUAUUUGACUUUGUAAGUUUCACAUGAUAUACAAAUUGGAUUGAACGGGGGAUUUGUGUAAUUAAAAAAACAAAACACGUAGCCCCUCAUCUGUCCUGGGUGCCGAGAGACCGCGGAAACUGCCAGAAUCAUUUAUGACAGGAUUUGGCAUAUGCUUGGUGAAAAAGCAGUGAAGAGUGGUGAGUCUGGCUGAGUGGAGCCAGCAGAGAUGGGUGCCAACACUAGCCAAGUCAGUGACCUGUCUGAAAACCCCAGCCUCAAGGCCCUGGUGGGCACGGAGUCCAUAUCGGAGAAUGACCCUUUCUGGAACCAGCUCAUCUCCUUCACCUUUAUCAGUCCCACUAGCAGUGGGGACUCUAAGUUGCUGGAAGAGGCUGUUAUCCCCCUGGCCAAGGUCCUCAUUGAAAACAAUCCCAGAACGGGGAACUUUGGCGCUCUUGUGAGAAUUUUCCUGGGAAGAACCAAAGAGUUGAAAAUCUCUACAGAAUGCCAAGAUCAGCUGUUUAUCUGGCAGGCCCACAAUGCACUGUUCAUGAUCCGCUGCCUGCUCAAGGUGUUCAUCAGGGAGAUGAGUGAAGAGGAGCUGCACCUACAGUUCUCCUACCAGGAGAGGGCACCAGGCUCCUGUGGAGAAACAGGCAGCCAGGACCUCCUUGAAGAGCUGUUGUCCAACCUCGUUCACCUGAUCGUCGACGUGCCCCUCCUUGACAUCACCUAUAGCAUCCUGUUUGAAGCAGUGACCACGCUGCUGGUAUUCUUCUCCUAUCAGCUCUUCCACAAAGAGAUCCUCCGAGAUGGAUUAAUCUACCAGCACAUCAUGAAGGGACGAUGUUUGUCUUUAACUAGUCGACUGGUGAAGACCCUGCUCUAUAACUUCAUCAGGCAGGAGAAAUGUCCACCUCCAGCAGCCCACAUCUUUGAGCCGAAAGAUGAGGGAGGCCUGCUUUACGGCCUGGCAUCUGGGGUGGCAAGUGGGCUGUGGAGUGUUUUCACAUUGGGUGGAGCUGGCAGCAAAGCUGGGAUAGACCAGGAACACAACCCUUUACCUUUGUCCAAUCAGAGCCUUCUGUUACUGCUUGUCCUAGCCAAUCUGACGGAUGGGCCUGACUGGCCCAACCCCUACCGCCAGGCUAUUACUUGUUUCAGAAACACACAAGACACGUCAUCGCUUCCUGUGGAGCAACCUCACACUUUCCAGAUCAAUUUCAACAGUCUGUACACAGCGCUGUGUGAGCAGCAGCGCUCUGACCAGGCCACACUACUACUGUACACCCUCCUUCACCAGAAUGCCAACAUGAGGACAUACAUGCUCUCCAGAACCGACAUGGACAAUCUGGUGUUGCCCAUCCUUGAGAUCCUUUACCACGUGGAGGACAGAAAUUCUCAUCAUGUCUACAUGGCCCUCAUUAUUCUCCUCAUCCUUACAGAGGAUGAUGCCUUCAAUCGCUCCAUCCAUGAGGUGGUAUUGAAGAACAUCUCAUGGUACACAGAGAGAACACUGACAGAGAUCUCACUUGGCAGUUUGCUCAUCCUGGUGGUCAUCCGCACCAUCCAAUUCAACAUGACCCGGACAAGGGAUAAGUACCUGCACACCAACUGUCUGGCUGCACUUGCUAACAUGUCAGGCCAGUUUCGAUGCCUUCACCAGUACGCUGCCCAGCGCAUCAUCAGUUUAUUUGCUUUGCUUUCCAAAAAGCACAACAAGGUUUUGGAGCAGGCGACACAGUCUCUGAGAGGCAGACAGGGAGACAACACAGCCUUGCCCGACUAUGCCCAGGAUCUGAAUGUGAUUGAGGAGGUGAUCCGCAUGAUGCUGGAAAUCAUCAACUCUUGCUUGUGCAACUCUCUACACCACAACCCCAACCUGGUGUAUGCGCUGCUCUACAAGAGGGAGCUCUUUGAGCAGUUUAGGAUGCACCCAUCCUUCCAGGACAUCAUGCAGAACCUGGACACGGUGAUCGGCUUCUUCAGUCAGCGUCUGGAGCAGGCUGGAACUGACCUGUCAGUUGAGAGGGUCCAGGAGGUCAUCAUGAAAGGAGCCCAGGCCCUGCCCAACGACAGACUGAAGAAGUUUCCGGAGCUCAAGUUUAAGUAUGUGGAGGAAGACCAGCCCGAGGAUUUCUUCAUCCCCUACGUCUGGUCCCUGGUCUUCAACUCUGGAGUCGGCCUCCACUGGAGCCCGCAUGGCAUCGAGCUGUUCAGCAUGGACUCAGGCUGAAAGACCUGCUGCAGCAGAAUGCGUGUGUCUUCAUCCCCGUUCAGUAUGGGGGGGGGAAGACUGAUGGCAUGUGUGUGUGUCUGUGUUUGGGCGGGGGGGUGUGCAUUGCCCUUUAUAGUAUGUGCACGCUGCUUUGAAAGUGCCUCGACCUUGUACAGAAUGGUGUUUGUUUUUUCUUUUCAUGCAGCACAACCUCUUCCCCCCUCAUAUCAUAAUAACUCCUCUGCUUCGACACUGUGAAGCGAACAGUUCACACAGUAGCGCCCACUCAUGUACAGUCAGUCCUGUUAGGGAAUUACCUAUUUAACAUUUGAGCAGCUCCACCUGGUUCCACAGCACAUGCCGAGUUGCAUCUCUUCUGCAAAGCAAUUCAUUAUAGUGAGGAGCUCAGGACACUGGCGAUGGAUAAUCCUGCGUUUUUUUUUUUCUUGCUUAUAAAGAAAGGUCAAUUAAAACACAUGCACCUAAGUGUUACACAGCUCUGGUAAAUGUUAAUUUACAGCUGCACUGAAUGCUAAGAAAUAGUACCAACUUAAUAUUCAAGAAGGCCACGUCUUGGAAGACACAGCAUUCAUCUCAUAAAUAACUCUUAUAUGAUAUAAAACUUUACGUGUGAUUAUCUCACAAAUUAGUUUUAUGUUGACCAACAUUGUCCUGUGAAUACAGUGGGUUUGUAUAAAAGGGGUUUGUGAAAUAAACUAAGGCCAGAAAAAGAGACAGAAAGUUUUGUUGUUUUCAGAUUUGAGUCCACCAGUGUUGCUUGGUGGCCACCCCCAAUAACCCACUUUGAAUUACAGUUUAAUUAAUGCUUAAUUUCAGUCCCUGGAUAAUAUUAGCAGUCCACAUCGCUGUGAUGCUUCCAGCCCAUUUAUUUGACUUUACCCUGUCUUUGUCGUUUCCAUUUUUUCCUGAUGGUAACCCAAGGCAAGUACUUAAACUAGGACAAGUCAUUAAACCUCCUGUCCUGUUGUGCAUAAUUACAUUUGUCUCUUUUGAUUUGUCAAUUUAUUUGCAUGUUUAACUAGAAACUUUGUAUUAAAUUAUUUAUUUUCAUGUAUGUUGUUUUUUAAUAUAUAUUCAGCCCCCCAAAGUGUAAACGUUAGUAGUACUGAAAUGACUACUACUAGUGAAAGAAAAAUGGUGGUAGUUUACUUUGAUUCUUCCCAGGUGGGAAACUGGCUUUAUAUUAGUACAUAUUAUAUGACAAUAGCUGUCAUUACAUUGAAAAUAGGAGUUUAAAUAAAAAUAUGAUAUCAAAGCGACCAAAGUGUUACAUGGUUAUUAAGCAAGGUGAAAUACUGUACCAUUCAGACAAGAACAUAAACAUAAAGGGGAAUAUAUUUGAUUUCCUCUGUCGAUUGUCUACCUCUGCUCCCUGUUGAACUGAAGCAAACACACCCUCUGUCUCACACUGCACAUUCAUAUGAACCUUGAUAUAGACAGAGCAUAAACCUCUGAAGUAAAGUAGACCAUUUUACAUUAAAUGCUCCUAAAACUGUGCCAUUGAUGCAAAAAAUAGUCCUAUGUGAUAAAAGGAAUUGAUAUAGGUUAUCUGGAAGAUAUCGACAUUAAUUUUUGCAGCACAAGACAAUUGUUACUUUUCACAGGUACAGUUGGUAGAACAGAGUUUGUACACGUGGCUCAAUUUUUUUUCUUUGUGUACUUCAUCAGUGCUUCCUUGGCUCAUUUCAGCGGCAGUUUUUCUUAAAUCUGUCAGCCAAAACACUCGUCACAUGCUGUUUAUAUCUCCAACACAAAAUAUUAAUAAACUUUAGCACUGUA